AGCAACUGACCGGUUCAAUUCUUUCAAAUUUUUAAUUGUUUCGAAAUGCAGGCAGCUUCGUUUCUUCCCGCCAUUGCGACAUGGAUUGAAGAUGAGUUUGUGCCUCAAAUGGUCAAAGAUGGAAAGCUGAGAGUUGAGAAUCAGGCGCCUGAUGACGAGGUUAAAAUUCGUGCGGUACAUGCGCAUCCCCUUGAAGUAUCUGGGUUCGCGUUAUCGACACCGUUUAAAGUCCACGUUGAGUUGUAUACUUUUGCGAAUCCAAGCCGCGUAACGGCACACAAUUUGGUCGUUAAGAAAACGCCUCCAUUGCCUCCAGAGAUAUUCGCAGGCGCCCAAUUAGAAGCUCUUUUCAAAAAUGAAGCUAUCGCUUACACCGAAAUCAUUCCCAUGCUAAGCAACAAGGAGAAAUACCCCAAAUAUUACUACUCCGAAACAAAGCCAACGGAAGCGACAUUGGCGAUGGAAGAUUUCUCGUAUCAUGGCUGGAAAAUGUCAAACAGCGUUGUUAAUUUAUCACUGGAUCAUAUUUUGUGUGCAGUUACGGAAUUGGGCUCGUUCCACGGCGAAAUGUAUGCCUUAAAGGAGUCAAAACCAGACAUUUUUCACAGUAUUGCAAGCAAACUCAUCGAAACGCGUUACGCUAACAUGGAUGAUACAUUACAACUCGUAAUGAAAGCAUCAGUAGAACGAGCGAUUAAAUACGUGAAGGAAAGCAAUUUCAAUGAAAAAGUCCCUGCUGAGUUCCUUGAACAGCUCAACGUUUUAUUGGCAGGCGAUAUACAGGAAUAUGGACGACGUGCUGUAAAACCCAUUGAACCCUUAGCAGUUAUUACACAUUCCGAUUACUUACGAAACAACAUAGCCUUCAAAUACGAAAAUGACGAUCCUUCCCAAAAACCAAUUGACGCGAUGAUGUUUGAUAUGCAGACGAUGCGUUACUGUACGCCAGCGAUAGAUUUGGUAUCGUUGCUCGCUAUUUCAGCAAUGCACGAAAUUCGGGCGCCAAAUUUAGAUUUGAUUCUAAAAACGUAUCACGAUAAGCUGUGUUCCGUACUCGAAGCGAAAAUUGGACAAAUUCCUGAAAAAUACAAUUUUGAAAGUUUUUACAGGGAAUAUGUGAGAUUUUUGCCCCAUGGAAUUCAUAUUUCGACUUGUUUUUUGUCAAUGUUGCUGGAUCCAGUUGAAAAUUUGCACGAAAUGAUGGCGGAGAAAUUUACGCCGGAAAAAGUUGACGAACUUAUUGAAAUGAGUAUGAAUCGUGGGGGAGAAGUUUUGGAUAUAGAAAUUGCUCAUCAGAUUCAAGAGUGUUAUGAGCUGUAUCAGAAAUUUAAUUUAAAAUUAUGAUUUUUAUUAUUUUUUAAUAAUUUCUUAAAAAUAUUUUUUUGACAAUAAUUUUUGAAAAAUUUUUUGGACACGAUUUUUCAA
Molecule: messenger RNA, 1425 nt
Organism: Culicoides brevitarsis
Lineage: Eukaryota; Metazoa; Arthropoda; Insecta; Diptera; Ceratopogonidae
Exons: 6
Coding region: 46-1344 (432 amino acids)
Source: RefSeq, a predicted model, not a curated record